This is a messenger RNA of Aspergillus ochraceoroseus IBT 24754, 2125 nucleotides long. RefSeq lists its product as uncharacterized. The record is from RefSeq and is a predicted model, not a curated record. NCBI's taxonomy places the organism in Eukaryota, Fungi, Ascomycota, Eurotiomycetes, Eurotiales, Aspergillaceae. Gene Ontology annotation, molecular function: protein serine/threonine phosphatase inhibitor activity. The coding region runs from base 221 to 1831 and encodes 536 amino acids. The transcript is spliced from 5 exons. Gene Ontology annotation, biological process: cellular response to glucose starvation; regulation of mitotic metaphase/anaphase transition.
CGACAACUUGUCAGGUCUCGCCUUGGACCCCGUUUGUAAUCUAGACACCCCUCUCCGUCAUCAUUUUCUGACCUAGUGAUCUAUCUAGAUCGCCAUUUCGCUCCGGUUUGUUUCCUAUUGCGACGACCUGAAUCUUGUCAGUCUGCUGUGAUUUCUACACCUACCUCUGGUUCGCUGGGACACCCUCCCCCGCACUCACCCUCGCGUCAUCCAAGAAGCCAUGGCCGACCGUCAAACGGCUGAGGCGAACGGGGAUAGUUCCAAUGGAUCAGGCGUUGCAUCUCCCCGAUCCAGCUUGGACUCCCGUCCCCCGUCCGUUGGAGGACGCACCCCUCGAAUCCCCCACGUGUCUUCGAACCAUCAACACCGCCAGAGCUUCAGCGAGUCUCUUCGCGGGGCACCAGGAUCCCCACGCUCACGACGCCAGCCAUCGCUUACGCAGGCUGCGAUCCAGAGUCUGAUCGAUAACCCGCCCGCUCCGAACAAUGUGAACCCUGCUUUUGUUGGCCGGGAUUGGCGAGAGAUCUCGAUCGGGGAGCUGGUGAGCCCGGACGACUUGAAAUUUGUGGAAAUUGAUACCGGGAUUGAGACGGCCACCAAUCUUCUGAUUGAAUCCGGCGCACCGGUGCUUUUGAUCCGCGAGACUUCUGAGGACAAGACAGCCGUCGGCACAUUUGACUACUCGGACCUGAACGCGUACCUUCUCCUGGCAGCAGGACUGACCCAGCCGGAUGAGGAGCUGCGUGCUUCGUAUGACGAGCUUGCCCGCAAGGCUCGCGGGGAGAUUCCGAUUCCGCUGAGAGAUGUCAAAGAUCUUGGGAGAAAGGAGCCCCUCACGACCCUCCCCGCAUCGGCCAGUGUGAUGACCGCGGUAGAAACGUUUGGGGGCGGAGUGCAUCGUGUGGUUGUAGUUGAUGAAAAGCGGGACCAUGAGGUGGUGGGCAUCUUCAGCCAGUUCCGGCUGGUCAAGUUUCUCUGGGAGAAUGGGAGGAGUUUUCCGGUGCUUGACCAGCUGUAUCCGCAGGCGUUGCGGGAUUUGCGAAUCGGAUCUCGCAAUGUGAUAUCAAUCAAUGGAGACAAGCCGCUGUGCGAAGCGCUGCAGCUGAUGAACAACGAAGGAAUAUCUUCUGUCGCUGUUGUCGACAACCACACCAAUGUUGUCGGGAAUGUGUCUACUACAGACGUGAAGCUGCUUACGAGGUCCUCGUCGCUUCCUCUUCUCCGAAACACCUGCACGCAUUUCAUUUCGGUGAUUCUGUCGACGCGAGGACUGCAGGAAGGCAAAGACUCUUUUCCUGUUUUCCAUGUCAACCCGGGAUCCACGCUGGCACAUACGGUGGCCAAGGUAGUGGCUACUAAAUCCCACCGACUAUGGGUUACGGAUCCUCUUUCCCCGUCGUCAUCAGGUCCUCCCACUCCAUCACACUCUAUGGUGCACAUCCCGCUAUAUGCUACUGGCAACCAACCCGCGCAGUCGCCACCCCAAUCCCCCGGCCCAACUCCUCAUCACUUCCAGACACCAAGCCACGGCAACCUACACCACCACCCCAGCCCUUCGCCGCCGCCUCCUUCUUUCCCUCCUCAACCGUACAUGAGUCCGGCCUCGCUAGGCGCACCAUCGAUCCCGGCGUCAGCCCUACCCGGAGCACGGCUAUCCGGUCGUUUAGUGGGGGUGGUGAGUCUCACAGAUAUCCUCAACCUGCACGCACGGGCUAGCGGGUUGAGCCCCGCGGAUCCGGCCGAGAGCCGAAGUCGCCGACGACGGAGCAGCAGUUCGAGCGUGAGCGUGCGACGGAGUGGGGAUAUCGGGCGAGAACUGUUCAGCCGAUAGUCGCUUUACAUGGUAACUUUAGGAGUACUGUUGUUCGUACUUUCUCCGAGUCAACUACUCUGCAGCACACUCGGUUGGUUUCGUUCUUUUCUGCGGUUUUGGGGAGUGUUUGGCUUGGCCAGUUGUGCAAUUCCAUAUUAGCAUGAGUAACUAUUAGCUCGGUUUAACUAUCUUUUAUUAUUUCCCCGUAGCUUUAAGGUAGAUCGCAAGGAAUGAAUCUUUUAACCAGUGACCAUAUCAAUCCACUCAUGUAUACUAUCAUCUACCAAGUACCUAAUAUACAAUGAUACUUUC